Messenger RNA from Metarhizium album ARSEF 1941, 2013 nucleotides. RefSeq lists its product as uncharacterized. The record is from RefSeq and is a predicted model, not a curated record. The transcript has a single exon. Lineage: Eukaryota; Fungi; Ascomycota; Sordariomycetes; Hypocreales; Clavicipitaceae. Bases 1 to 2013 code for a protein of 670 amino acids.
AUGUCUUUCGCAUCGUCGUCUCAGCAGGAUAUUCAAAAGCUGUUAGGCCGGCGCAGUCUCACGGUCGUACCCCGGGACCAGCAGCACAUUCUCGACCAAGACGGAUCGUGGGCCGUGGAGGCAAGUCAGCGUCAGGGUCAACCUCAAGUGCCCAGUCAUGUGCUGGACACUAUCACGGAAGCAUUUUUGCUCAGAAAGAGGCGCGAGGGCAAGCCGGUCAAUGUGUACAAGCUGCCUGAGAGGGUUCAGCCUGGCGUCCAAGGGAAAGAGAAUGAGAUUGCCGACAAGCGUGGCACAGUCGAUGCAGCCGACCUUCCUGAAACUAUACAACGCAGCAGCAACGUGGUCAGAAACAUCGAUCGCUUCAAGCACCAGGAGGACCAGGAACGGCAAGAUGCUUGCCAUGAUCAACAAAUCCAUGGCGAGUCCUCAACUUCGAGAGCACAUACCCCUUUGACGUGGUCGCCUUCUCCAGAUAGAGGUGCUCCAAAGCGACCUACCACACCUAGUCGUCCGAUCAUAAGCGCCGCGGAGGAAGACAGGGAAGACGAGGAAGACGAGGAAGACGAGGAAGACGAGGAAGAUGAGCGAGAUGAGCAAGAUGAGCAAGAUGAGCAAGAUGAGCAAGAUGAGCAAGAUGAGCAAGAUGAGCAAGACGAGGAAGACGAGGAAGACGUGCAAGACGAGGAAGACGUGCAAGACGUGCAAGACGAGGAAGACGAGGAACAUGAGGAAGAUGAAAUGGACAUGCAGCUGCCUCAAGCUUACAAGAAGCCUGAUGCCAGGAUCAAUCUGGAGUCCACUCGACUUCUACAAGCAACAUCCACACCCGCCACGAACAUAGCUUCACAGGCCGUGGCAAGCGAAACUCCGCCUUGCGCUCAACCAGAGCCCAAGAUUAUCCCCGGAACCGUGGUCGCAGAACGAGUAUCCGCCCCCGUUGAAGCCCGAAAAGAGCACCAACGGCGUCGUUUAUUCAAGCCGAUCGAGUUCGGGGACACCACCUCAAUCAAGCCUGUCGCCGCAUCGACAUCAUUCACCCGCCUCCCCAACACAUUACGUACAGAAGAAGUAGAAAGCUCGCCAUCUACCUCAUCCAGCUCCCUCGUCCCAGCUACAUGUGUAACAAGGUCAACUUCAACCCAAACCCCAGCCACCGCCGCCCUUCCCCUUACUUCACCACUGCCUCUUCUGAGCCCCCACGACCAAGAACCUCGCUCCGUGGCGUCUUCAGCAACCCAUGUGUCCGCGGGGUCUCGACCGCAUUCUAUCAACGAAAGAAUCUCUCCCCCUGCAGCCUCUUCAAACCUGUAUGAGCUCUUCACAUACGCGUACCCGUCCUACCCGUCACACAGUGGUACCCUAAAAAACUUCGUCAAAGCCUGCCUGUCCCUGAAGUACCUUCAGUCAGCGCGUGCCCUCCAUGAAUUCCUCUACGACGACUUCAUCCGUGCCUUUUCAAAAGACUAUCUGGGAUACGUGGCCGGUGCGCGGGCAGGACAGGAGCCAUUGCCCGCGAUCGAAUGGUUCAACAUGCGGUCAGGCGUGCCGCAGUGCGACAAAAUGGUGAUUACAAGGCAAAAUCUACAGGAUGUGCUUGACAUGUUCCCGGAGGAGGUUGCCAGGGCGAGACGGCGUAUUUGCAUCGAGGCCAGUGAAACUGCGGAAGGGAGUGUGCUGGGAAAGCGACAAAGACAAUUCAGCGGAGACGACGUUGUGAAUUUUGAUGUUGAGGCACCGGACAUCUCGCACCGUAGGGCUGCAAAGAGGACACGCCCCCAACCAGCGUCGCCAGAGUUGGGGUCCGACGCUCCCGAUCUGCCCGAGGCAGCUCCCCCGCCCCCGUCAGUUGUGAGGCCGAAAGCUUCGGCGGAAUUCCAGUAUUUCGAAAGAUUAGCAUCGGCUAGUACGAGCAACGUGCGGGGGCCGAGAUCCGCCAAGGGGAGAGCCCUACUGCGUGAGCACUUCAGAAAGAAGAAGGCCAGUAGCAGUGCGCGGAGUUCACUGAGUUGA